Messenger RNA from Athalia rosae (coleseed sawfly), 1456 nucleotides. Its product is annotated as ADP-ribosylation factor-like protein 3. The transcript is spliced from 5 exons. Lineage: Eukaryota; Metazoa; Arthropoda; Insecta; Hymenoptera; Athaliidae. Bases 390 to 1106 code for a protein of 238 amino acids. The record is from RefSeq and is a predicted model, not a curated record. Gene Ontology annotation, molecular function: GTPase activity; GTP binding.
UGGUGGCUGACAUUUUGUGACGCUGUCAAGUUUAGCAGAACGAAUCAAACGAAUCGUACAACACAGCUCUAUCGUAUUUAAUUGCUGCAUUACGCAUGAAACGAACAGGCCGUUCGUACUUCCCGUUAAAUCCCAACGUGGAAAAUUGCCCGAUCCAUUGUUAAUUAUCAUUAGCUAUAAUAAUAAAGAAAAAGCAAUAGAGAUAGUAAAAUGAACCGCAUGCGUGAAUCGCAAGAGUGAAAUGAUGAUGCGUUAAAUUAUAUCUAGCGGUUUUGAAAGUGAUUAGAAGAAGAAGUAACUAACAACAAAGGGAACAAAGAGAACAACUCAAAUACGUAAUCGCUGUUGAUAAGGAUUCAAAAUAACUCUAACCAAAGCAGAAUUCCAAAAUGGUUGGAAACGUCACACGAUGUGGUCGGAAGACCGUAUUUUUUGUUGGAUGUGCUUGUGUGGGAGCCUAUGUAGCUUAUAGAUAUUGGAGAAAGAGAGAAUUGAAAUCCAUCGACGAAGGGUUCGAGGAAGUCUCAAAGAUUGAUGAUAGCAAUGAGAGAAGAGUUCUUCUCCUUGGACUUGAUGGCGCUGGAAAAACAUCUGUAAUGAAUCAAGCUAUAGCGUCAACUGUUCCUGGUAGCACUUACUCAGUGCCUCCACCCUCAACUAAUGGCUUUGGAGUAUUUAGAUUAAACAGUGGAUCUUUCAUUCUCAACAUCUGGGAAAUCGGAGGUGCCGAUGUGACCAGAAAGUAUUGGAGCAACUUCCUCCAAGACACGGAUCUUCUAGUAUUUAUGGUGGAUGCAGGAGACACAAAUAAGUUGUCUUUAGCUGUCUAUGAGCUAAAACAGUUACUUGGAGACCCCAGAAUGGAUGCGGUCCCAAUUUUGGUUAUUGCCAACAAGCAGGACUCAUCAAACGCACUCAGGCCUGAUCAAGUCAAGGAAGCUUUGGAUCUACGCAGUAUACCUCCAAAUAAACAUAAAGUUGAAGUAAUUGGAUGCCAGACUAGACCGCUACCAGAUUUACCAGAAGGAAUUACGACUUACACAUGGCAUCAUCCCUCUAUUGAAGUUGUUCGAAAGAAAAUAUGCACAAUGGCCACAUCUACUUAAACUUCAUGAAGCAUGAUUAAUUGGUUUUGAUAUAACAGUAAUGAAAUGAAAGAACAUGGCUAGCGGUUUAAUUCAUGGGAUGCCUGAUGGGAAGAAAUGGUAUAUUGCAGGUGUCAAGUCUGAAUCAACUGUCACACUAAUAUUCUAAUUUUUUAUGAAAUAUUGUAGAGAUAUAUACCUCAAUGUAAACAGAUUUUCAGUCCCAAGGCUCUGCUUUUUUGUAAUUUAUAAAUGAAUCAUUACGUACGAAAUUUAACUUGAUUUUACAAUCACGAUUAAUUCGUCGUGCCAUAAACCAUCGGUGUAUUAUUGUUAUUUGUCAUUGUAAUAAAUAAUAUUCAUUGAAUUUA